AUGGGUGACCGCUACAAUAUCCACAGUCAGCUUGAACACUUGCAGUCAAAAUACAUUGGUACUGGGCAUGCAGACACCACCAAGUAUGAAUGGCUAGUGAACCAGCACCGGGACAGUUAUUCCAGCUAUCUGGGCCAUCCAGACUUGCUCAGCCACAUAGCCAUUUGUGAGAAUGAAGCAAAAGCUAGGGUCAAAUUUAAUCUUAUGGAGAAGAUGCUUCAACCCUGUGGGCCACCUCCUGACAAGCCUGAGGAUUAAGAUAAUUUGUAUAUUCUUUCAUUCUACCAUUUUGAACUGUUUCUCUAAUUGCUUCAAAGCAUAUUUAUAGCAAAUUAUAAAACAAAAAAAUGUGUUUGUUUAAAGUAACUGAAUAUUAAAAAUUUGUCUCUUAAAUAUGAUUAACCACUGUAUAAAAUCACUGAAUGCUAAAAUACAUGAUUUUUUCUUUGAAGUUGCAAAAAAUAUAAGGAAAAUGUUUUGAUUAUAGUAUGCAUGUUGGAGAUAUUAACAUUUAUGUAUUUAAAAAUAUAUCUUGGAGGGUAGGAAUGAAACAAAAAACAGCUUAAGUUAAAAUAUCACAUGUAUUUUAUCUUUCUUUCAAUAACAUUUCCAUACAAAACAUAUGCAACAUAUUCCACAAACAAGAAUCCACUAUGAAUACAUUCAAUAAAUAAUUUUGGUGCAAAUACUGACCAGAUAAACAGAUGAUUUCUGAAAAACAGUGUGUUUAAGCACACUAUAAACAUAAUAUAUAAGCGAUUAAAGAACAAUAUAUCCCAAAUUGGAAGAAUGUUCUUUUUAUGGUCAGAUAUAUUGCUAAACAUUAACAAAUGACAUAAUACUGGGAAGGCAUAAGUAUGGAAUAAAACUUGCAAAG
Messenger RNA from Acanthoscelides obtectus, 877 nucleotides. The record is from the annotation of a GenBank genome assembly. Lineage: Eukaryota; Metazoa; Arthropoda; Insecta; Coleoptera; Chrysomelidae.